UUUCAUGAUGCACCUCAGAUGUUGAUAGGAGGUAGGACUAACAUUUAUGACGACAUUGUCUGAAUUGAUGAAACAGCGUCUGGGUGACGCAGGAUUUUGACGUCAGUGUCUAAAUUCUCUGGAAAUCGCUAGAGAUCAGUGAAUGAGUGAGCAAUUUCGGACAUACAACUCCGACUACAGGUCAUUAGGUAAACACGUGAUGGACACAGCAUGCUGGACCCGUGCACCGCGACUGUCUGGACCGAGUCAGAUAACCGACUACCUGUACAUCAGCAACGGCAAGACGGCCACAGACAGCUCGGUAUUAACCCGCAUCGGAAUCAGCUGCAUCAUUAACGCUACACAGGAGACGGACAAUUUCCGCCUUCCUUCUGUAGAAUAUGUUCAUGUGCCUGUCUCUGAUUCUCCUUCAGCUCAGAUUCAAGAACAUUUUGAUCCAGUUGCAGAUAAAAUACUUGGUGUUAAAGCGCUGCACGGCCGCGUGCUGGUCCACUGCUGCGCCGGAGUCAGCCGCUCCGCCACACUGUGUCUCGCUUACCUCAUGAAAUAUCGCGAGAUGUCGCUCACGGAGGCGCACGCGCUGCUCAGGACGUGCAGGCCGAUCAUUCGCCCUAACCAUGGCUUCUGGAGACAGCUGAUCGACUAUGAGCUCAGAGUUCGUGGAGUGAAUUCUGUACAGAUGGUGGAUUCACCAUUGGGACAGAUUCCAGAUUUGUAUGAGAAAAGCGCUAGAAAUUUUAUAGCACUUUAAUCUGGCAAAAUUAUACAAUUUAUACUGGAAGCCCCCUGCAACCCUUCCCUGUACCUUUCAGAAUAAAUAAAAAGCCCUUGAAACAAA
This is a messenger RNA of Silurus meridionalis, 838 nucleotides long. RefSeq lists its product as uncharacterized. Lineage: Eukaryota; Metazoa; Chordata; Actinopteri; Siluriformes; Siluridae. The transcript is spliced from 2 exons. Gene Ontology annotation, biological process: protein dephosphorylation. Bases 143 to 751 code for a protein of 202 amino acids. Gene Ontology annotation, molecular function: MAP kinase tyrosine/serine/threonine phosphatase activity. The record is from RefSeq and is a predicted model, not a curated record.